Molecule: messenger RNA, 258 nt
Organism: Abrus precatorius (Indian licorice)
Lineage: Eukaryota; Viridiplantae; Streptophyta; Magnoliopsida; Fabales; Fabaceae
Exons: 1
Coding region: 1-258 (85 amino acids)
Source: RefSeq, a predicted model, not a curated record
AUGAGUUCAACAAGCAAAGCAUGGAUUGUGGCAGCUAGUGUUGGAGUUGUGGAGGCCUUGAAGGACCAGGGCGUAUGCAGGUGGAAUCACGCUUUGAAAUCAGCUCAACAACAUCUCAAAAACCAUGUUGGAUCUUUGUCACAGGCAAAGAAGCUUUCCUCUUCUGCCAUGGUUUCUAGUUCUACCAGAUUGAAGGGGAAGCAAUCAGAAGAGUCCUUAAGAACUGUUAUGUACUUAAGUUGUUGGGGUCCCAACUAG